AUGAAUGGCGAUUCGGAUGAAGAUGUUAUUUUCGAGAAUUCACCGCUGUAUAAACAUCUACAGAAGGCAGGAAUGGCCGAUAUAACAGCUGAAACCAUCAAUCAUAUUAAACCAAAUGUUAUCUCAAAACCAGUAUUGAAGCAGGUUGAUUAUGCUAGUCUUUUUAUUGAUAUAUUGGGUAAAUUUUAUCAAAGUAUUGUUUUCUACUGCUCAAAAACCAAGUGGGGCACUGAAAAUCUGGAAGCCUGGUAUCACAUGACUACCAUAAAACAUGUACAGAACUCAAAAGCUUUGGAAGAAGAGGACUUGGCCUUUUUGGAGAAUUAUAUUAACUGUAAUAAACAAGAAACCAUUUUAACAGAACCAACAGUCUAUGACUGCUUUACAAAAUGGAAUGGGCCUAUCAACUAUUUAUCUACUGGAUUUCUAGUCUAUACAUUAAUAUGGUGCACUGGUAUAUUUCCCAUGAACUUACGACCAAUGGCAGAUUUUUUAGCCGUAGCUUUUGGUGUUUGUAUAAUGAUAACAUGUUUUGAUGUCUGUUUCUAUUGGUGGAAAAGGCGUAUUUUCAUGGACACUGCAACUGCCAUUGAAAAGUGUAUCAAAACUAGUGAAAAAGUCUUGCAUCUGACUCGGCAGUCUUUACGGCUGAUACAGGAAACUGAGUUAGUCGCUAGAGGCUUUACAUUAGUGAGUCAAAGAGUAGCAGUUUCAGGGCUUGAACAACAAUCCUCAUCUAAAUUAUGUACAGAACUACGUAAAACUACAUUCUAUACAGCCAGAUCUGGUCUGUUGACAUUUAGAGAGGCCACACUGAAAUUAUUAGAACUACAUCCUUUAAUACCUGAAGUUGAUUCAGUCUGUAACUACCUAGCUAGUGUACCACUGUCAGAUUAUGGACCAUGUUUACAACUAAUAGGACAACAAGCUGACAACAGUCUUCAUCUCUCUCAGUUAACAGAUGGUUUCUCUGUAGCAGCUCUCAGGGGAAUGAAUCAGUUAUUUGCUCUCUAUUUAUCAGAGUUUAUUAGAAGAUUAACGUUAUGUUUUAUUCAUGAUGCUCAAAUACAAGGAUCUCCAGCACCUUUUGAUAAAUUAGGAAGUUUAAUGGAAGAUUUGUUUGUAAAAUUAGAAAAAGAGCAGACAAAGUUACAGAAAUCUUAUGAUUUCCACAGGAGUAGUCCUUUAAAUCGAGAGCCGAGUAAAUUCAAAUUCAAGAAAUCCAAAUCAAAAACUGGAGAUUUCCAUACAGCAGUUCAUAGUUUAGAAUUACAUUUACAGGCUGCCCUUGUAAGAACUCAAGAACUGUCAUUAAAACUAGAGAAGGAUCUAGAAGACGAGAUCAACCAGACGGAAGAUAGUGUAGAUUUACCAGGCAUCAAUAAAGAGGAGAAAGACAACUGGUUACAUGUGAUGAAGGAAGUCAAAGGUGAAAUAGAGGCUUGUAAAGGUUGCUGGGAAGAAGGGAUGGGCCGGUUGGAAAAAUCUAAAGACAAAACGGUGCCGAAGUUGGAGAGUUUUUUCUGUGAAAUAAAAGAGAAGAAAGACCAGGAAGUUAAUAUAGUAGAUAUUGGUGAAUAUAUAAUAGAAGAUCAGGUGUUUGAAGGGUAUACAGAUCCAGAUGAAAACGAAGACAGUACAUGGUCCUGGGAACCAGUAUUAUCAGCAGAAGAAAAGGAAAAAAGAAAACGUGAAAAAGAAGAAGCUAAAAGAUUACUUAGCGAGUUGAGAUCGGUUAUUUCUGUUCGUGCUGAAGAUCGUGAACGUCGAGAGAAGGUUGCCAUAGAGAAAGCGAAGGGACAUAACUCUCAUUCUGUUGAGAAUGCUUUUGACAUUACUAUCAAGAAACAGAGACUAGCUGAAGGCAGUCUGAACGAUGAAUUUGAAAGUGGACCCAAAAUGGUGGAAGAAGUUGCUGAAAUUAAAAUGUAUGUCACAGAGAAAGCUGUGGAUCCAGAUUUGGCUUUGUCCAAUUCCGAUGUCUUCAGUAGCACCAAAGCAGAUUCAUCAGCUCUUUGUCUGGAUCAUGUCUCAAGUCUAGAGAACAUCAGUCCUAUUGCUUCUAAGGCGGAAUCUAGCAGAGUCUUGGAUGAUGAACCCUUGAAGCAGGAAACUUCAUCAGUAAAUGAAGCAUCAAAUCCAAAGGAUGUUCUCCGCCAAAAUAAUGAAAAUUUGAAUAACAGUGCUUGCUACAACAAAAUCCAUAAAAUUGAGGACACUUUUGCUUCCAUUAGUGCCUUGGACGAAAACAAACUUUCAAAUUUACAAUCUGAAACCGAUAUUUCCACUAAUGAAAACCAUUCUGAUUCCGAAUUCUCCUCAACCUCCAGUAAAGAUGUCAGUUAUUCCCAGAGUUCCAUUGACAUAGACUCCAGUUCCUGCAAAGAAGACUCCAUAUUGAAAUCAGCGAACUCUUCCAAGUCCUCCAGCGGUUUCUUUGAUGGAAAGGAUCACGCCAGAAAACCAGAUAACUCUCGAAUUCCUAAUCAAAAGAACAAUGCUACAUAUUCCAUUAGUCCGAAGAAUUUCUCUAAAUCGCAGACAAACCUCAUUUCUAGUCCUAAAUGUGAUAAUACAGACACUGAAUCUCUUGUCGAUCCCAAUCUAUCACAACCCCUCAAUACUCUGACUGGUCUCAACCACAAAACCGUUUCUAACUGUGAUAACAAACAUCCAGACGCUAGUUCCAGCUUCUUUACACCCACUAAAAAUUUUUCGGGAAAUAUAUCAGGAGUUGCUCCCCUUGAUGAUUCCAAAUUAGAAUCCACAUCUUCCAUUUACCAGAAUGACGAUUUAUCCGAAACAUUGCCAAAUGAAAUGAAUACUCCUAUGAUAACUGAAACAGCAUCUAAAAGUGAAUCUUUCCAAAGGAAUCAGCGUUCACCUCUGCAUGGUGUUUCUGAUGAUCAAUCCACACCAGGAUCUCAGAGGUCUUCAUCUUCAAUACCAAAGACAGAUCUCAGUAUCAUUGAAACCCAGUCCCAAAGCUUUCUAGGACAAUCCACAGGAUUUGAUGUGGAGGAUGACACAACCCAUGCAAUGAAAGACACUGAAGCCUCUACUGAAGAUAGUGCCAAUGCUACUUUCGAAACUGGUACACCAUCCAAAGAAUCCAGAAAGUCCAAAUAUGACCAGAAGACAACCUUUGAGUGCAAAGCGAAUGAGAAAAACCAAGCAAUGAAUGACACCAAUUCUACUUAUGAAACUGGGACAUCAUCCAAAGACUCCACGAACAAUGAAGAUGUCCAAGAGAUGACCUUCGAGCAUGAUCCAGAUUUAGAAGCUGAUGACAAUGCUCUAGUGGACUCUUCUGAUCCAAGUCUUGAUGGUAUUUCCCCAGAUACCAGCUCUUCUUCUACAGGAGAGACUGGGCCAACAGAUCUUGAUAUUAGAAUAUCCAGACUUCCAGGAGCUAACUUAGCUUUCAGUGCCAAUAUUGCUGCAAUGGCUGCAGCACGAUCAGUUAAUUUGAAUUUGAACAUUGACACAUUUGGAGAUUCAUCAAGUGAUGGCGAGUGCCAGUGCAGCUGUGAAUGUGAAGGGGAAUGCGAGGAAAAUGAAAAAUGA
Messenger RNA from Lottia gigantea (owl limpet), 3567 nucleotides. RefSeq lists its product as hypothetical. Gene Ontology annotation, cellular component: plasma membrane. The transcript has 13 exons. NCBI's taxonomy places the organism in Eukaryota, Metazoa, Mollusca, Gastropoda, Lottiidae. Gene Ontology annotation, biological process: cell-cell adhesion. The coding region runs from base 1 to 3567 and encodes 1188 amino acids. The record is from RefSeq and is a predicted model, not a curated record. Gene Ontology annotation, molecular function: myosin binding.